UGGGAUAUCCCGCUUAUUCGUGUUCCCGGAAUGUUCUGUUUUUCGAAGAUUAUUAGAGGAUGCGGUGUGUGUGUUUGCAGCAUCGCGAUACUAUGUUGCUUCGGCGCUGUUGCUGUGAAUGUGGCGAACACCAGCAGUGAUUACACCUUGGCAUCCUCGCAUCUUUCUCAGAACUCACUGUCAACAGCUGUUGAUUCACCAAUAAAUUAUGACAGUUCCAUCGCAGACACUUUCUUUAUCGGGACAUCGGUGAAUCUUGGCGGGCUCUUCGCGGUGCAUCUGCCAGACGAAGAUGCAAACGGUAAGACGACGUGUGGCAUUUUGAACGAAAAAUCGGGAUUGUGGAUCGAGGGCAUGCUUUACGCAAUUGACAAUGUCAACAAACGAGAUGACAUGUUACCAGGUGUUAUUAUUCAUGGUGUAAUCAAAGAUGAUUGUUCGGAUCCCAAUCAUGCUCUAGAGCAAGCAUUAUCCUUCCUCGAUGAUGAGGAAGACACUUGCUGUAAAGAUUGUAAAGUCCCUGUUCCUAUGAUUGGUGUGGUUGGAACUGGAUCCAGUGUGACCUCUACAGCUGUGGCUGAUCUUUUAGGUUUGUUUCAAGUUCCCCAGAUCAGUUACUCGGCAACGAGCGAGAUGCUAAGUGACAAGAAAAGAUUUCCUUUCUUUUUACGAACUGUGGCAUCCGACAUCAAUCAAGCCCAAGUUAUGGCAGAUUUAGCUGUGUACUUUGAUUGGAACUAUGUAGCCAUCAUCCACACUAAAGAUGAUUAUGGGACGCCGGCCGCUGAGACUCUGACAGCUGAACUAAAGAAUCUGAAUGUCUGUAUCGCCUCCUUACAUGAGAUAACCAGACAUAGUACUGAUAGAGAAAUCAGACACAUCAUCAGUGAUCUCAAAGAUCAGACCCAAGUAAAGGUGAUUUUCACCUUCUGUUUGAAGCAUGACAUUUCACGGAUACUAAAGGAGGCUGUAAAACAAGACAUGACAGGUCGUACAUGGGUGGCCAGCGAUGCUUGGAGUAAUUCCGAUCAGGUCAUGCGAGGAAAGGAAUCAGUAGUGAAAGGCAUGUUGGGUAUUGUCCCAAAAGCAGGAAGUGAUGAUCAGUUUAUCAGCUACCUGGCUCAGUUGAAGCCUGACAACAAUGCACGUAAUUUUUGGUACAGGGAUACAUUGCAAGCUGGUUUUAAAUGUAGCUAUAUGCCAUCUGGACCCAAUAUCAGGAAAUGCCAUGGAAAUGAAACAUUUGCUGAGAUGGUUCAGGGCAAAAUGGAAGCAGGCUGGACUGCAUUUGUUAUUGAUGCUGUGUAUGCAUUUGCAUAUGGUCUCCAUGGCUACCUUGAAUGUAACUAUGGCAAUGGAGAAGGAAAGUGCAAUAUUUCUAAACUUAGUGAACAUAACUCAUCUGCGUUUUUGGAUGACAUUAAAAAUGUUUCUUUCAAUGGAAUAAGCACUGGAGGAAAGAAGUUUUACUUCCAAAAUGACGAACCCCUGGCAAACUAUGCUAUAUAUAAUCUACAGGUUUUCGGUGAGAGAAGUAAUUUCUCAGAAGUUGGUAGUUGGUCUCCAUCAUCAGGACUUACCCUUAAAGAAGCCAAUAUUCGUUGGUCAACUGGUUCAUUUCCACCUAUGUCCAGAUGCUCUCAGGAUUGUUACCCUGGCAACUACAAAGUGAUUAAGAGUCCUUCUUGUUGCUGGACGUGUGAGCCAUGUGAAGAUAACAGUGUCAGCUCUGUGGUGAAUUCACUGUCGUGUGAUGUGUGUCACGAUUGGGAGAAAUCAAACCCCAAUCAGACUCAGUGUAUCGAUUUACCGCUAGAGUAUCCCUCCAUGUCUCAUCCCAUCAUCAUAGUACUCAACAUCAUCACAACAAUUGGUCUCCUAGCAACAGCAAUUGUAUUCUACAUCUUUGUGAAGCAUCGGAUGACUCCGAUCGUUAAAGCCACCAGUGUGGAGCUGAGUUACUGCCUACUUAUCUGUAUUGCUCUGUGCUACGCUAAUACUUUUCUUAUUUUACAAAAGCCUAGUGAUGGUACUUGCAGUGCUGUUGUGGUCAUGGUGGGAAUCAGUUUUGCGGCCUAUGUGGGCACUUUAUUAACAAAGACCAAUAGAAUAGCAAGAAUCUUCAACAGAAAGCUGUCUGCUGGUUCUCCAUCAUUUCUCGCAAUCAAGUACCAGAUGCUGAUGAUUGGUGGUAUAGUCGGACUACAGACCAUUAUACAAGUAUUAUGGGUAUGGAUUGAACCAGGACACAUGAUUUUUGUAAGACGUGAUGACUAUGUGCAACUUGAAUGUAAAUAUGGAAGCUAUGCAGGCCCCACAAUAACUGUUGGUUAUGUAACAAUUCUGGCAAUGAGUUGUUCCUAUCUAGCAUUUCGUAUCCGCAAGCUACCUGGCCAAUUCAACGACUCCAAAUCAAUCUUUUUCACCAUGCUGACGACCUGUCUGAUCUGGUGCACAUUCUUCCCAGCAUACUUUGCAUCUGGAAACAAGUGGAGGUUAAUUGUGUGCUCGCUGGCAAUGAUUUUCAAUGCCACUGUUGCACUGUCAUGUGUGUUCAUUCCAAAACUGUGGAUCAUUCUCUUCAGACCGGAGAGAAACAGACGAGAAUCAACGCUGAAUUUGAAAGAAGCAAACAAGAUCCAUAUGAAUACUCCAAGAAAUUCAAUCACUCAGAAUAUCAUCUCAUCAAGUUCUUGUCAUGCUGACGAAGACAACAGUUUCGACAGAAUCCUUGAUGACGAAGAGACUUUCCAGAAACGCCUAGAAGAACUACAAGAAGAGUUAGCCAAUGCAGAGAGUGAGAAGACGGUGACACUCUCACGUGUUGAAGAGCUGAAAAUAAUUUUGGAGGAACUUGAAAAAGCAUGUGAUACCAUACAUGUAUUGUAA
Messenger RNA from Saccoglossus kowalevskii, 2889 nucleotides. RefSeq names its product metabotropic glutamate receptor 4-like. Lineage: Eukaryota; Metazoa; Hemichordata; Enteropneusta; Harrimaniidae. The record is from RefSeq and is a predicted model, not a curated record. Gene Ontology annotation, cellular component: membrane. Gene Ontology annotation, molecular function: G protein-coupled receptor activity. Gene Ontology annotation, biological process: G protein-coupled receptor signaling pathway.